UUGUAUAUAAUAAAAACGAUGGGUAUUUACAGAAGAAUUGUAUUCAACUAAAUUUGCUAACUUUCGAUAGGAAUAACACGCGAAAAGCGAUAAUCAAGAAUGGACGCAAUAAUUCAUCCUAAAUCGGUUACUUCGUGUGCAACUGUACUUCUGAAUAUAUUUAAAAAACGUCGUAACAAAUAUAAGCCAUGCAAAUGUUGCACAUGCAUGUGUCAUAUGUACGAAAGUAAAGAUAAAAAUAGUUCUGAAAUGCUAGAAAUAAAUGACAAUAAGUUUUUUAAUUGCAAAUGUAACCAUGAAUGUCAUAAAUUAUCAAAUUGUAAAGAGUGCGAAAAAUUGAAGCAGAGUAAGCGUCAACGCCCGAAAAAAAAAAUUGUAAAAUUUCAAAUUCAGCAUACAGCAAGCAUGAACAGUUUAACAUCGCCGUACAAACUCAAGGCAAGCAUGAAUAGUUUAACAUCACCUAAUAGACACACAACAAACACGAGUAGUUUAACAUCACCUUAUAAACUAACAGCAAGCACAAACAGUUUAGCUUUGCCUUACAAAGUAUGCUCUUGUGAUAAAUUAAAAAAUACCUUAUCUUUGUGCAAAAUGGUCCACGGAAAACCGUGUUCGGACAGUUUAUGUAGCCCUGUUCAACGAAGUUUAAUAGAAAAGAAUGAUAAUCAAGAAAGAUUUUUUAGUCCUUUUUGUUCUGAAAUUAGAAACAAAUCGGAGAGAUUAUCUCAGUCUAGAACAAGUCGUAGACGAGAAAGGCCCAAGUCAUUUUAUGAAUGGACAAUACCGUUUUCAAGUAUUGAGCUUGGUGAGCUCGAGGCAUUAAGUCCGAAAGGGCCGGUUUACAGAGGUCGUUGGCAUGGAGAAGUUAUGGUAUAUACUCGUUCACAUGCAACUAGUGAAGAGAUCGAGCAAUUCAACAACGAGGUGUCGUUGCUAGGGUUAAUACGUCACGAAAACGUUGUGUUAUUCAUGGGAGCGUGCAUAGAGCCUCCAAACCUCGCUGUUAUUACUAGUGUUCGAAAAGGUCAUACACUAUAUUCUCAUAUUCAUAUGCACCAAACCUUAUUUCAUUUUGGUUCAAAAUUCAGUAUAAGCAAACAAAUAGCGCAAGGAAUGGGUUAUCUUCACGCAAAAGGAAUUACUCUAGGAAAGUUAUGCUCAAAAAAUAUUUUUUUAGAAUCAAAAGUUAAAAUUUCAAUUACAGACUACACAAUGGUUCGCCAACCGUCUGUAAAACCAGACUACGGAUGCAUUCCUAAAGGUCACCUUACUUACUUAAGUCCCGAGUUGAUGAAAAGUUUAAGGAAAAAUGGUAUCUAUCUCUCCUGUUCAGAAAGACCUACAUAUAAGUCAGAUGUUUUUGCUUAUGGGACACUUUUAUAUGAAAUAUUUUUGGGACGUUACCCUUUUCAUGGAGUCUUACCUGAAAUUAUUAUUUGGAAGAUAUGCAACCGACACGUUGAUGUUCUUAAAGACGUUGAAUUUCCAUUAAUAUUUAAAGAUUUAAUACAGUCAUGUUGGAAAAGCGAGUUAAAUGAAAGACCAGAAUUUCAAGAUAUCUUAACAAAUAUGAGAAAAUUAAAUAUACCUCGUUCGUUGCAAAAAAAGCUCAGUCUUUCCGAUAGCGAAGCUAUUCACAAACAACAACAAAGUAACGGAAGUGCAAGUUUUACUAGGCAACAUUCGAACUCGCAUUUUAUUCGUUUAAAUAGCUGCAAAAUUGAAUAAUUUUUUUAUUCCAUUUUUAA
Hydra vulgaris (swiftwater hydra) is the source of this 1751-nucleotide messenger RNA. RefSeq names its product kinase suppressor of Ras 2. Gene Ontology annotation, biological process: protein phosphorylation; Ras protein signal transduction. Gene Ontology annotation, cellular component: cytoplasm. Lineage: Eukaryota; Metazoa; Cnidaria; Hydrozoa; Anthoathecata; Hydridae. The record is from RefSeq and is a predicted model, not a curated record. Gene Ontology annotation, molecular function: ATP binding; protein kinase activity.